Molecule: messenger RNA, 1896 nt
Organism: Pseudogymnoascus verrucosus
Lineage: Eukaryota; Fungi; Ascomycota; Leotiomycetes; Thelebolales; Thelebolaceae
Exons: 4
Coding region: 53-1882 (609 amino acids)
Molecular function (GO): flavin adenine dinucleotide binding; oxidoreductase activity, acting on CH-OH group of donors
Source: RefSeq, a predicted model, not a curated record
AGCUCGAACAUCUUAUUUUGUAUAGACAUCUGUCGCUCCAGCUGAAUUCACAAUGGGUUUGCACACCAAGCUAGCAGAGGGUAUCGAUGAGGUGGAUGUGAUCAUUGCCGGAGGUGGAACGGCUAGUUGUAUUAUUGCCGCAAGACUGGCUGAAGCGGAUCCGAACCUGUCCAUCCUAGUCAUCGAGGGUGGUGCCAACAAUUACAAUGUGGCAAGCGUUAUCUACCCGGCCUUGUUUCUACAAAAUCUCGCGCCCAAUAGCACGACAGCCAUAUUCUACAAGGGUAAUAAGGCAAAGCAACUGGCGGAUCGGGAGCCCAUCGUUCCCUCCGGAGGUAUCCUCGGCGGUGGAUCAUCUAUCAACUUUAUGAUGUACACUCGAGCUCAGCGCUCUGACUUCGACUCGUGGAAAACCGCUGGGUGGUCAGCAGACGAACUGUUGCCAUUCAUGAAAAAGCUGGAAACAUAUCACGGCCCUGGCGAGAAAGAGCAUCAUGGAUUUGAUGGUCCAAUCCACGUAUCUAAUAGCACCUACCGUGCUUCGCGGCCGGAAACCGACUUUAUUGAUGCUGCACAAAAGGUUGGAUACCCUGAGAUAAAGGAUCUGCAGAACCUCGAUGCCAACAAUGGUGUCGAGCGGUGGCUGCGUUACGUCUCGCCAGACGGCAAACGUCAAGACACCGCUCAUACGUACCUUCACCCUAAGCUUCAGGAUAGCAACGCCUACCCCAACCUUCACGUGCUUGUGGAGGCUAAAGUUGUACGGGCCGUGGUUGACGACUCAGGUCGAGCAGUGGGAGUUGAAUACACACCUAACCCAGACUUCCAGGCGGCCGGCAUAAGCCUCACCAAGCACCCAAAGCAAACAGUGAAGGCCCGGAAGCUGGUCGUUAUCUCUUGCGGAGCUUGUGGGACUCCGGCUGUGUUGGAGCGGUCUGGUGUGGGUAACGCAGAGGUUCUAGAACGCGCAGGUGUCCCUGUUGUUGUAGAUCUCCCUGGCGUAGGUAAUGACUAUCAAGAUCACCAUUUGGUACUAUAUCCAUACAGGACAAAUCUAGCGGCCGACGAGACUAUUGAUGGGAUACUUAGCGGUCGGGCAGAUGCAGCAGAGCUCAUUGCGAAGAACGACAAGAUUAUGGGCUGGAAUUCAAUUGACAUUUCGUCCAAGGUCCGGCCCACCGAUGAUGAGGUUUCAGCUCUAGGUCCUGAGUUUCAGGCUGCCUGGGACCGAGAUUUCAAGAAUGCUCCAAACAAGCCACUCAUGCUUAUGGGUCUAGUCUCAUGUUUUCUUGGUGACCCAAGCUCGGUUCCGGCUGGACAAUACGUCACUAUCGGAAACUACACAGCCUACCCUUAUUCUCGAGGCCAUAUGCACAUUACUGGGUCCGACCAUAGUGAUCGACUUGAUUUCGAUGUCGGCUUCUUUACCGACCCACACGAUAUCGACCUGAAGAAACAGAUUUGGGCGUAUAAGAAGCAACGUGAGAUCAUGCGUCGCACUAAGAUGUAUAGGGGCGAACUGGCCCUCGGCCACCCACGAUUUCCAGCUGGGUCUAAUGCCGCUUGUGUGGAGACAAACGGCCCCCUUAAUGAUGUGUGCGACCUGAAAUACUCAGCCGAAGAUGACAAAGCAAUUGAGGAAUGGCUGCGUGAGAACGUUAAUACUACUUGGCACUCGCUGGGAACUGCCAAGAUGGCUCCGCUGGAGGAAAUGGGUGUUGUCAAACCUAAUCUCGACGUCCAUGGCGUUAAGGGGUUGAAGGUUGCUGACAUGAGUAUUGCACCCGAGAAUGUUGGGGCGAACACCAACAACACAGCUUUAGUUAUUGGUGAGAAAGCUGCAGAUAUAAUCAUGCAGGAAUUGGGUCUUAAUCAACGCUAAGCAAUACCAAAGAG